Molecule: messenger RNA, 6060 nt
Organism: Branchiostoma floridae (Florida lancelet)
Lineage: Eukaryota; Metazoa; Chordata; Leptocardii; Amphioxiformes; Branchiostomatidae
Product: nucleolar protein dao-5-like
Exons: 12
Coding region: 201-5291 (1696 amino acids)
Biological process (GO): regulation of chromosome segregation; regulation of mitotic nuclear division
Cellular component (GO): chromosome; nucleus
Molecular function (GO): protein binding
Source: RefSeq, a predicted model, not a curated record
GGGAGGUGAUACACCCACUGUAGCUAUUUUUCCUGGCAAAGUUCGCGGCGUGGAUCUGCCGGCGCGUUUAUGCUAAAUUUUGCGCGUAUUUUUUAGCUUAUUCUCCUUACCGGGAGAAUUAAGUCUAAACUAGGAAAUCUACAUAUAGCAGGGGACACAUUUGUGUGAGUUUUUAACGUAUUCAGCGUGCAGUUGUCGCGAUGCUGUUCGGUAAGAUAGUCGUGAUCAAGCGAAACGGCGAGGACGGAGCGCACUUCCCUCUCACCGCCAGCUCCUGUCUGUUCGGCAGGACCAAUGAGUGCGACAUCCGGAUCCAGCUGCCCAAUGUUUCCAGGGAGCAUUGUAAGGUGGAUGUGAAAGAUAAUGAGGAGGUUGUGCUGUCCAACCUUAGUGAUGUAAACCCCACCAUCCUGAAUGGCAAGCCUGUCACCAACUCUAUCGUCAUCCAACACAAGGAUGUCUUCACCAUCGUCGACCGCUCCUUCCGCUUUGAGUUCCCUCCAUCCUCCAAGUUCUGUAUCAGCCCGUCUAAGCGCAAGCAGUCGUCCCCGGACAAGUCUGUAAGCUCUGGACCGCUCCAUGAGAUCCAGGACGCUGGGAAGACAGAGGUGCCGGCUGGAACAACCCCGAAGAAGGGGUCGAGCCCACCAAAAAGAGGUAGUGAAAACGCUGGCACCAAGAGCCCUGGUAGGGCCAAGACUCCCAACAAGUCCCCAGGCAAGGCCUCCAAGGCCACCCCAGAGAAGACAGCUACUCCUGCUGCCAAGUCCCCCAAGCAUGCAACUCCUGCCAAGAAGGCAACUCCAAAGAAGUCUCCAGCACGCUCUGCCAGUCCCAAACCUGCAGAAGAGCUGCCCCAGGGUGAGGACUCCUCCCCUGCCUCCAGCCGGCGGGCAAGCUCCCCACUGAAGAAGAGUGGCAAGAAGGCCCCUCCCUUUGGUAGCCCCCGACAGCCUGCCGUGAUGCCGCUGAAGACCAGCAUCACUGAGCUGCGCCGCCGCUCUGCGCCACUUCAGGAGGCCCUUUCUGAGGAGUCGCCAAAAACUCCCAAGACCAAAAAAGCAACACCAGCAAAGGUCACACCCGCCAAGUCUGCAGGCAAGAAGAGGAAGUCUUCCGGACCGUCUGAGUUUGAGUCCCUGUCCAAGCGUGUGUCGUUUGGCCCUGCCCUCAGUCCAGAGCACUUUGACAAGAAGAUGCCUCCAGCCCUGCCCCUGCGCCGUGGGGCAUCACCGAUGACCAGGAGGUCCACCGGAGGCAUCCUGGCUCAAACUCCAGACAUGAAGAAGAGGCGUUUCUCUCUAGCGGUCAGCCCACGAACCACCACCAUAGCCGAGGGAGAAGAGAUCACCCCGAAGAAGGCCACCCCACGUGCGAAGAGCCCCAAGGCAAAGACCCCAUCUCCGAAGGCUAAAACUCCAUCUCCUAAGGCUAAGACUCCAGUGAAGGCUGCCACUCCCAAGGGGAAGACACCUCCCAGGGCGAGGACUCCAUCUCCUAAGGCCAAGACUCCUUCACCCAAAGCCAAGACACCAUCUCCCAAGGCCAGGACCCCAUCUCCGAAAGCCAAGACACCAAAGGCAGCAACUCCUAAGGCCAAGACACCAACUAAGGCUGCUACACCUAAGACCAAGACUCCUCCCAGGGCAAGGUCUCCAUCUCCUAAGGCCAAGACACCUUCUCCAAAGGCCAGGACCCCAUCACCCAAGGCCAAGACACCAUCUCCAAAGGCAAAGACCCCAAAGGCAGUGACUCCUAAGGCCAAGACCCCAGUGAAGGCUGCCACACCUAAGAGCAAGACACCUCCCAGGGCAAGGUCUCUAUCUCCAAAGGCCAAGACUCCUUCACCCAAAGCCAGGACCCCCAGGGCAGCCUCUCCCAAGCAAGUUACGCCCAAGCCUGCCGUUGUGAAAAGGACGCCGACUCCUGCAAGGGUCAAGAUGUCUACUCCAGCGAAGGAGGAGCUCAGGAGGGUGAUUGCCAAGAAGGCUCUAGGAGCCUCGCCCAACUUGGCUCGUCGAUUCCCCACACCAGUGCGUGAAGAGCUCAAGCAGGCUGUCACUGCUCGUGCCGAGAAGCUUUCCCCCAAGAGGUCAGCUACACCAGUCAGGUCUUCUCCUAAGGCUGCCUCUCCCAAGGUGGGUACGCCCAAGUCCACCACACCAGCAAAGGUGGCUACACCCAAGUCUGCCACACCAGUCAGGGCUUCUCCGAAGACUGCUUCUCCCAAGGUGGCUACGCCCAAGUCCGCUACACCGGCAAAGGUGGCCACACCAAAAUCUGCAACACCAGCAAAGGUGGCUACACCCAAGUCUGCCACACCAGUCAGGGCUUCUCCUAAGGCUGCUUCUCCCAAGGUGGCUACACCCAGGUCUGCUACACCAGCCAAGGUGGCUACACCCAAGUCUGCUACACCAGCAAAGGUGGCUACACCCAAGUCUGCUACACCAGCCAAGGUGGCCACACCAAAAUCUGCUACACCAGCAAAGGUGGCUACACCCAAGUCCGCUACACCAGCAAAUGUGGCUACACCCAAGUCUGCUACACCAGCAAAGGUGGCCACACCCAAGGCUAAGGUGGCUACCCCCAAGUCCGCUACACCAGUAAAGGUGGCUACACCCAAGCCCGCUACACCAGCAAAGGUGGCUACACCAAAAUCUGCUACACCGGCAAAGGUGGCUACCCCUAAGUCUGCAACACCUGCAAAGAGGACUCUCAAGAAAGCAGCAACCCCGAAGAAGACACCUAAAAAGACUGCCACCCCAGCGAAGCGUGGGCAGAAGAGAAAGUUGAGCACCCCGAGUGGUGAUGCCCCAGCUGGAAAACGCAGGAAGCAAGUAACAGUGAAGACUCCAAAGAGCACACGCAAGAGUGGUACCCCUGCCCGCAAGACACCAGCUCGCAAGACUCCAGCACGCAAGACACCAGCAAGGAAGACCUGGGCAGACAUUGUCAAGGCAGCCAACAAAAAGUCAACUACCCUGAGUGGACCUGUCGGGGCCAAGAUUGUGAAGACGAAGACUGUCGUCCAAACAGUCGCCAGCAAGAAGCUGUCUCUGGCCAAACGCAAGAGCAUGCUGAAGGCACCCAAGACCCCAAGGGUGGGCGUGAAGACUACAGGGCAUGUCGACUCCCCAGCCACCAUCUUCAUCCGCAAGGCAAGGACUCCAGCAGCCAAACCACAGAAAGCUCCUACCAAGUUCCGCAAGGGUCGCAAGUCCGGUGUCACCAAGAAGAGCGCCGUGGAGUCCGCUGACGACAGCUUCACAGGAAUGCAGGAGAUGUUCACCACUCCGUCACCUAAGCGCAAGGCCACACCCAAGCAGAGCUCUUCUAAGAAGACCCCCAAGUCUGCCUCCAAGACUCCAAAGUCAGCCCAGAAGUUGAGUGUUUCCAGCCUGUAUGCCGAUCUGCAGACCCCCAACAGCCCCGGGGAGAUGUACGUGUCUCCCCUGAACACCCCCACUCCAAGGCGAGGCAGGAACAGUGCAGUACUCGCUGGCGUUGCUCGUCUGUUGAAGACACCAAAAGAAGCAAGCUCCCCCAUGGUCAGUCCAGCAGGCAUCAAGAGGCUCACCAAGACCCCCAAGACUAAGGGUGCUGCAGUCAACAGCCCCGCUGGUCUGAAGCGUAUCAUGAAGACCCCGAAAGCAGCAGCGGCUUCCCCUGUUCACAGCCCAUCUGGCAUCAAGCGCAUUCUGAAGACCCCGAAAGGACAACCUGGCAAACCUGUGGAGAGUCCCACUGGCCUGAAGCGCAUCUUCCACACCCCGAAGAACAAGUCAGCUCCAUUGGAAGACUUCCGUGGCCUCAAAAGGAUGAUGACAACUCCCAGUCAAAAGGCGCUAGAUGUCUACGAGUUCACAGAUGACUACACUGGGCUCCAAGAGAUGUUCGCCUCCCCAGUGUCUACUACGCCUGCAAGGAAGACACCAGCCAAAACCCCGGCAAGUAAGAAGAAGGCACCAGCAAGUGCCAAGAAGCCUGCCAGUGCCAAGAAGCCUGCCAGCGCCAAGAAGCCUGCCAGUGCUAAGAAGGUAGCAAAGGCAGCCGAACCUACCCCUGUCAAAUCACCAGCUAAACAUGGAAGCAAGAGGUCCCGUGUCGAGGAACUUUCUGACACAGCAGAAGAAACCACCAAGUCACCACCAGCAAAGCGUGGCCGCCAGGCCAAGAAAGUCACCAUCGAUGUACCACCAACUCCUGAGCCUGCUCCCAAGAAGACAAGGAAGACCAGGGCUACCAAACCAGCUGCAAAGGAGCCAGUGGCUGAAGUGGAAGUUGUCAAGGCAGUCAGCCCAAAGAAGUCCCCAGAAAAGCCAACCAAGCGGGCCAUUCGUAGGGGUAAAGCACCAGCAGCACCAGAGACUCAAGAGGAAGCUCCAGCACCGACCCGCGCCACUCGUGGGCGUGGCAAGAAGGCGGCCGCUAAAGUCGUUGAGCCGGAAGUGGUGGCUUUCAGUCCUGAGAAGGUGGCCUCACCUGCUAAACCUGCCUCACCUGUCAAGAAGACAAGAGGAGGGAGGAAAGCACCUACAAAGAAGAUUGUGGAGGAGGCUGCUCCAGAACCUACACCCAAAGCUGCCUCACCUGUGAAGCGUACGAGGCGUGGAGCCAAAGAAGCAGAACCAGAGGUCAUCGAGGUCGCUGAUUCUCCCGUGAAGCCCAAGAGGGGAGCGAAAAGGGCGGCAGCAACUCAGGAACCCGUGGCAGCUUCUCCAGCCAAGAAGACACGUACUACAAGGCGCGGAAAGGCAGCUGUCAGCGAGAAAGAGAAGGAGGAAACACCAGCCCCUGCCUCUCCUGUGAAGGCACCAGCAAAGCGAGGCAGGGCCGCAAGGGCUACGAAAAAAGAAGAGGCUGAAGAGCCCACCCCAGCUGAAGUACCAGCCAAAAAGGCGCGCACCACAAGAGCUAAGGCAGCAGUAGUGGAGGAAGCUGCACCAGCUAAAGUUCCUGCCAAGAAGGGCCGCUCCACCAGGGCAAAGGCUACUAAAGCUUCUCCGGUGAAGGCGGCAUCACCGGCAAAGAAAGCGUCCCCAGUGAAGGCAGCUUCUCCAGCAAAGAAAGCAUCUCCAGCGAAAAAGGCAUCUCCAGCCAAGAAAACCCGCACCACCAGGAGGAAAGCAGUAGCUGAGGAGAAGCCAGCCACUCCUGCAAAGUCCAGAAGCACGCGGGGGAAGGCCGCAGCAAAACCAGCGACUCCGACACCCAAGAAGACCAGGGGAGCGGGGAAGAAGGCCAAAUCUCCAACACCAGUAAAGAGGACCCUCAGGUCUAGAAGGAAGUGAUUUCACCUCUUUACAACCUUGUAAAUAGACAGUUUACCUCCUAUCAUACUUUUAUAUUAUCUAUAUCAGCUUUCAAAAUGGAUCAAGGUCACAGUCUGAUGUUUUAAAGUACACAGGUGUACUGUCUGAUUUGAUGACCUGCGUUAUUUUGUUAAUUUAUGCGCAAGUAAUGUUUAUUACUUUUUGUGACGCUCUCUUUAAUCGUCUUACUUAAUUAAGCUUGUCAGUUUUAGCUUGUAAUGUUUUGGCAUAUCUUCAGAUGUUUCAGCUUUGAAUAGGUUUUGACUUUUGUAGUGUGGUUUAUUAUCAGGAAGUAUAGGAAUAUCUCUAAGGCUUCAAUCAACAUGGAUAUAGAAGUAUCUAGAUUUUAAUUCUUAUAAUGUUAAGUAAAAGAGUAAGCAAUUUUAGUAAGCAACAUUUCUACCUUUCUGUUCAUGUGUUAGUCUUUGACAGUUUGUCCUGUCUUCUAAACUGUCAGCCUAGCUGUCUUCCAGUCAACUCCCUGUGUGUUUUGGCACUGUCCUGUUGGAACUUAAGUGGGAUUUGUGGUCAUGGGCUUAUACUAUUUACUGCAGUAAUGUUUAUGUUUUGAACUCCACAUGUACACGUAUUUGGACUAUGAUUUUCCUAGGCCAAACAACGAAACAUUCUGUCUGUAUGACAUGUUGGAUUGUGUAAGGUGACAGCAAUCCUCCCUGUGUGUUCAAGAAAAGCCCAACUUUGUACAUAUUUGACCACAUUUGCUGAUUAAAUAAUCUGGUGUGUUGAU